Messenger RNA from Aegilops tauschii subsp. strangulata, 393 nucleotides. NCBI's taxonomy places the organism in Eukaryota, Viridiplantae, Streptophyta, Magnoliopsida, Poales, Poaceae. The record is from RefSeq and is a predicted model, not a curated record.
AUGGACUCGGGAAUGUCUGCACAGUGGAAGGCCUCACCUCUGCCGACUGAACCUGUCGAGCUGUUCAUUGGCAUCCUUUCUGCAGCCAACAAUUUCGCCGAGUGGAUGGCCGGCCGCAAGUCAUGGAUGAUUGCUACAAGGAAAUCAUCUAACAGUGUUGGCCGGUUCUUCGUCACUCUGGUCAGCGAGGAGCUGAAGAAGGAGGCAGAGUUCUUUGGUGACAUUGUUCUCGUCCCUUUCAUGGAUAGCUAUGACCUCAUUGUUUUAAAGACUAUUGCCAUUGCUGAGUAUGGGGAAUGGGAAGAAGAAGUAUACCCACCUUACGCAAACGGACCGGGCUAUGUGAUUUCAUCAGACAUCGCUGAGUACAUCGUAUAUGAGUUUGACAACUAG